AUGGCAACGGUGCGUGAGGUGGGGCCCCGCGCGUCGGGGUCGACGCAUUAUAUCGUGUGUGAGGUGCAGGGCCGGCAGUGUCUUGUCCCGCAGUCGCAUCCAAACAACUUGAACCUUACCUUUUUCGUCACGCUGGACCCGCAGAGUGGGCGGCAGUUGUACGUCAACGUCGCGACAAACGCCAAGUCGUGGGUGCUUCCCGACAUUGAGGCGGAGGCCGCGGUUGACCCGUCGCCGAAGGACAGCGACGCGACCCCAUCCCCGCCAGCAACAGUGACGACCUCCGGGACAAGCUACGAAUUGACACCGUGUGACGACGGCGAGCGGUAUGUUCCGCAGAGGCUGCCGUUUGAGCCCUUGCCGAUGCAUUGCUGGCGGCCGGUGUGGGAGGCCUCGGAUGGUCACUUUGUCUACGAAAACUGUGAAACUGCUGAACGAGCGACGAAGCUGCCGCCCCUUGAGCACUACUGCGACGCGGUGCGGCAGUUGUACGGGUUCUACAAGAUUGAAGGCUCAUACAUUGACGCCAUUCGCCAACACUUCGGCAGCGAGAGGCGGCUGGCCGAAUCACUUUCGAUUCAGUACGGGCCAAUGCCUCUGAGGAGCGAGGAGGCCAUGGAGGUGGCUGAGUGCUACUUCCACCGGUACGACAAGUCCAUGUUGGCUGGGACGGACAACCUGUUGGAGAAGUGGCGCGGAAACGAGAUUGCGUUCCUGGAUGCGCUAUGCAAGAAGUACGGUAAACGCCCACGCACCACGCGUGAACGUGUGCGUGCCAUAUAUGCCCAGCGCGACCCAGCCAAGAUGCUCUACUGUGAUGAACAGGUGGAUCAAUACAAGAAGCGGGAGGAGGAACUUCUGGAGGUGUUGGAGUGUCAGUUUGGUCCGGAACUUAUCAAGGAGACUGAGCCCAUGGAAGUCAUCACGCAACGUGUGCGCUGUCAGCUUCUCAAAUACGACCCUGCACGUGCCGCGGAGGCGGAGAAACUGCUUAUGAAACACAUGGGCGCUGAGGUGCAGUUGCUCGAGCUUCUUGUUUGCCACUACGGCCCCGAGGUGGGCCCCGCAGAGAGGGAGCAUCUUCUCAAGAGCCUUGCGCAAACGAUGUGGGGCGACGCCGACGACGCAUGUGGAGAGAACCAGGAAGUCACUGACAAAGAACCGUUGGUGAAGGAAGCAACUGCAGCAGCAAAAGAGUCUGCGGCUCUGACAACAGAGAUGAAUGCAGGGAAUUGCACUUCCGACAACAUGCCUUACGAGAGCCGCAUCGAAAACGCCUUGAAGGGUCCUGUAUCACGCAUGAGGUUGUUUGCGGAGGAAUUGGCGCCAGCACUAGUGCCACGUGUCGCCAUGCCGAGCAACGGCGUGACGUUGGAAGUGAAGACAAGUGCUGAAACCAACACGCCUAAGGCGCCUUCACAUACAGCUGCGGUUGAAGCUGCGUUUACAGCCUUGCCCGAACCAGAUGACACGGUGUGGCGUCCGCGGCGUACGCCCUCUGCGGCGCAGGACGGCGCCUCUUUUCCACCGGACGCAUCUCUGCAUGUAGGUAGGGUGUGGAGGAGGCAUGCGGAGAUUCUGGAGGUUGAGCGCAGAUUGCGUGAUCGGGAGUUCCAAAAGCAACAAAAGUGCAUGCAACUAGAGGAAGAAAGGCUGGCAAGAGAGUUUGAGGCACAUCAGCGCCUUGUCGCGUUUGAAAGCGAGCGACGUUGGAAAAAGGAGGCGACGAAAAUGAUGGAGUUUGCAGAGAGCGCCGCAGUACACACAGUACAGGAACUCACUCGCCUUCAGCCACGUCAGGACGAUGCGUCCGGCAGCGAGGAGCGUGCCGAGGAUGUCGCUCGCCAAAAAAAGUACUGUCAAGCUGUCGAGGCCUUGAAUUCCGCCAAUGGUGCCCUUGUGGGACAGUUUGCUCAGAUGAAAGUCCAACUGGGGGAAGCCCUCGCCUCUGUCAAGAGUUACGCUGAACAAAAUGAAAGGCUUAGGGCUGAAAAUGUGCAGAUGGCAAACAGGUUUGUGGAUGUGCAGCGCCAGUACGAACUGGAGCUGCAGGGAAUGCGCAUGCAUCUUGACGACACGCGUGUGCGGGCUACCACGAGGAUCAGUGAGCAGGAGGUCAAACUGCUCCACCUGAAGAAACAGGAGGAGGAGAGAGUUGCCAACGUGCUUCGCGAGCUGGAGCGUGAGCGGGACAACACCGCUGCUGCAAAGGAAGCAUGGGAGCGUGGGAAGGCAGAGGCGCAGGCAAACAUUGCUAGCUUGCGACAAGAACUAGCAACAACGGCGGAGGAGCGAGAAUGUCUCAAGGCGACACUCGGUUCUCGCGAGGUCGCCCUCAGAGCGCGCACGAAGGAGUUGGAGGAGCUCUACGAUGCUAUGGGGCGGCAGAGGGCGGCAAGAAGCGAGGUGGAAAGUCAAACGGAGGCGCUUGACUUUGGUGUUGUGCCCGCAGAAGUGCAUGCCUCUGCGGAUUCUUUUUCUGCCUGUCUCUCCACACAACUCACUCACUCGGUCAGUAUCCCGCCGGAGGUGAAAAACUUGCAGAAGGCUCUUAGCGAGAGCCAGCGGACGGUGCUGGAAUUGUUAGCUGAGGGGAAUAAAAAGGCGGCGGAAUGUGAACAGGCCCAUGCCGUUAUUGGGAUGCUGCGGCAGCAGGUGAGGUCGCUAGAAUCCACAGUGGAGAAACUUGAACUACGGUACUUGGCGGUGCCUGAUAUUCCCGAGUGUGCCACACCGCAGGAUGUCGCCGUUGCGAACCUCAAGGAUGAUCUGCUGAAGGUGGGGAACCAGCUGCUCAAGACCGAUGCGGAGUCCACACAGCUUAAACGUGAGAUUAGGGGUUUACGAAGCCUGCUUUCUCUUUACAUGUCCAAUGCGAAGAAGUAG
Messenger RNA from Trypanosoma rangeli, 2886 nucleotides. RefSeq lists its product as uncharacterized. Lineage: Eukaryota; Euglenozoa; Kinetoplastea; Trypanosomatida; Trypanosomatidae. The coding region runs from base 1 to 2886 and encodes 961 amino acids. The transcript has a single exon. The record is from RefSeq and is a predicted model, not a curated record.